CUCUAAUAUUAUACAUCCUUAUCAAACUUCUACUCAGAGAAGAGAUCCUGAUUUUGAAGAUUUUAAUUUAAAUAGUGAUCAAUACGAACCUUUAAACGCUCAUAGACAUAAAUCUUAUUUUUCAACUUCAUCUUCUCAACCCUCACCUUCUUCACAGAGCGACCCAAAUCAUCAAAAAGAACCAUUUUUACAAAAUAGAAGAAAAUCUCUCUGCUUGUGUUGUGGAAUUAUAGCUUUUAUAAUCUUAAUCAUGAUUCCAAUUUUUUUGUUUGUGAUUGCACCUGCCAUCGCUCGAAAUGUUGUUGCUGAAUCAAAAAUAUCUUUCAAUAAUGUAAAAUUGACUAAUAUUUCUGAAGAUAACUUUUCGUUGACUUUUACUGUCACAAAUACUGGUCCAUUAUCGGCAGCCAUAACAAUUCCUAAUGGAGUUACAGUCUCUUUUAAAAAUACAACGUUAGGUAGAAUGGCUCUGGAUACUAUUAAUACUAGACCUUUUAAUGGUGCUUCUUUACAAUCUACAAAAUUAUUUAAAAUAGAAGACAAGGAAGCUUUUACAAUAUUUA
Molecule: messenger RNA, 563 nt
Organism: Dentiscutata heterogama
Lineage: Eukaryota; Fungi; Glomeromycota; Glomeromycetes; Diversisporales; Gigasporaceae
Source: the annotation of a GenBank genome assembly